Phragmites australis (common reed) is the source of this 1125-nucleotide messenger RNA. RefSeq names its product chromatin remodeling protein EBS-like. Lineage: Eukaryota; Viridiplantae; Streptophyta; Magnoliopsida; Poales; Poaceae. The record is from RefSeq and is a predicted model, not a curated record. Gene Ontology annotation, molecular function: chromatin binding. Bases 123 to 773 code for a protein of 216 amino acids. The transcript is spliced from 5 exons.
CCAAACUGCCCUUUUCCCCACGCUCCUCUCCAGCACAGAACAGAACACUCUCCGCGACGCUCCCAUUCCUCCCCGCGGCCACGCCUAGGGUUUCUCCCCUCCCAAACCCUCGCUCCCCGGCGAUGGCGAAGACCAAGCAGGGCAAGAAGGACGUCGACUCGUACACCAUCCGUGGCACCAACAAGGUCGUCCGAGUGGGCGACUGCGUGCUGAUGCGGCCGUCGGACACGGACAAGCAACCGUACGUGGCGCGGGUGGAGAAGAUGGAGGCCGACGGGCGCGGCAGCGUGCGGGUGCGGGUGCGCUGGUACUACCGCCCUGAGGAGUCCAAGGGAGGGCGCCGGCAGUUCCACGGUGCCAAGGAGCUGUUCCUAUCGGACCACUUUGACCUGCAGAGCGCCCACACCAUCGAGGGGAAGUGUGUCGUCCACUCCUUCAAGAACUACACCAAGCUCGACAAUGUCGGGCCUGAGGACUUCUUCUGCCGCUUUGAGUACAAGGCAGCAACCGGCUCGUUCACCCCUGACCGCGUCGCAGUGUAUUGCAAGUGUGAGAUGCCGUACAACCCCGAUGAUCUUAUGGUACAGUGCGACGUCUGCAAGGACUGGUUCCAUCCAUCUUGCAUGGGUAUGACCAUUGAACAAGCCAAAAAGCUAGAUCACUUUGUUUGCUCAGACUGUGCAAAGGAAAAUGGUUCAAAGAGGCAUUCAAAUGCAUAUGCUAUUUCACCAAAUUCUGAGCCUAAGGCUGAAUCAAAAAGGCAGAGGAGGUAACAACUCUGAGUACAAACAUCCAUCUCUGGGGAGAUGAGCUGCAUUUGCGGUGAAACAGCCCUUCAUAGCUGUUGCAAAAGUGGAGGUGUACAGUGCAGUAGAACAAGUGUUUGCAGAACCUGGACUCCGUUGUCUAUUUACUCGUCAAACAUGUUGUGCUGUUGGGGAACGGUUUUGUUCGUUUUAGUUGGUGUGGUGUGGUGUGCUAUUCUACGGUGUGCCGUCAUUGGGUGGGGGAAAGAACAGUCGUGGCGAUGACUUGCCAACCUAGUAGCAGUUUGUGCAUUGUGUUAACUCAAUUCCUGUCAACAAUUCCCUCUUUGGCUGAUAAAUCAAUUCAUGUAGGUUCCUA